This is a messenger RNA of Candidozyma auris, 2355 nucleotides long. It is a transcript of the gene CLA4, whose product is annotated as serine/threonine protein kinase CLA4. Gene Ontology annotation, cellular component: cytoplasm. The transcript has a single exon. The record is from RefSeq and is a predicted model, not a curated record. Gene Ontology annotation, biological process: intracellular signal transduction; regulation of MAPK cascade; protein phosphorylation. The coding region runs from base 1 to 2355 and encodes 784 amino acids. Gene Ontology annotation, molecular function: protein serine/threonine kinase activity; ATP binding. NCBI's taxonomy places the organism in Eukaryota, Fungi, Ascomycota, Pichiomycetes, Serinales, Metschnikowiaceae.
AUGACGUCGAUCUACACCUCAGACUUGAAGAACCACCGUCGAGCUCCUCCGCCCCCAGGCACUUCUGCCUCGCUGGGGGUCACCUGGAACCUCUCCAAUAGACGCCAGGCGGGCUGGGUGCAUUUGAAGGAGGACACAUUCACAGCGUUCCGCUGGAAUAAGCGGUUUAUGGUGAUCAGCGACAGAACCCUUAACUUCUACAAGCUGGAGCCUUCUGCGGACAUGUCGCAGCCCAAGGACUUGGAUAUGCUGUUUCCGUUGAACUUGAUUGGCGCCAUCAACUUGAAGUCCAAUUCCGGCUCGAAUAAGGUCAACUCUUACCCCAUCAUCGAGAUUGUGCCGAAAAACAAUGCCAAUACCCUCUUGGUCUCCAUCAGAAGCAACACAGAGUAUCACGACUGGCUUGAUACCUUCGCUACUAAGUGCCCCUUGAUAAACAUUGGUAAUGGCGGCUCGUCUACUAUAAGUGGGGCUCUGGGUGUAUCUAAUCCUAUCAACUUCACCCACAAAGUUCAUGUGGGUUUUGACCCUGCCAGUGGAAACUUCACUGGAUUGCCUGAGGCGUGGAAGAGCAUGCUUCUGAACUCUGCAAUCACCAACGAAGACUGGAAAAAAGACCCAGUUGCCGUCAUCGAGGUUUUGGAAUUCUAUUCAGACAUCAAUGGGUCCAACGCUAAUACUCCCGUUGCAUCCCCGGCUUUAAAUUCGGGCCAGGGAAGCUUGAACUUCCAGGAAUGGACAAAACACCCAGUUCCCAAGUCCUCGUCUACUCAGCACGACAUCCAGCAGAAAGACUUUAAGCCCACCCGAGCUGCCCCAAAACCACCAGCCCCUUACCAUACCACACAGAAGAAGGACAAUGCCUCGCCUCUAAUGAACUUAAUGCAUGCACAAACGCCAAAGAGUGAUGAAUCUCUCCCAAAGAAGGCGGGACCUGGAAGCUUAAUCCCCGCUAGACGUGCUCCUCCCGUUCCUGGCCAGCCACAGAAACAACCUCCCUUGCAGCCUCAACGGGAGGCACCUCAGCCAUAUCAAAAUCAAAGCCAAGUACCUUCACGCAAACACCCUCCAUUGACCAGCGACCAGCUGCCAAGCCAUGCUGAGAAUAAAGUUUCGAGAAUUUCCAGCUUGGGACCUAGCACCCAAGCACCAAAGCAGGCGCCCCCACUGUUACCUCGUAACGUCCACCCUGACGUCAAGGUACACUCUGACCAUGUCAAGCAUACUUUGGCGAAAGUAGACCAGCAUAAAAAGUACCACGACGAUGUUCCAGAUCUUAAGCCUCUCAAGUUGAAGCCAGCACACGAGACACAAAAAUCCGAAAAUGUGCCUCCACGUACCGUUGACCCAAAGGCACAGAAAACCCAAAUCAAGCCAGCUGCUGGCCCAGGUGGCUCUGGGAAAACAACUAAACAAAUAAAGAAGGAACGUGAACAGCUCAAUGAGAGACAAGUGAUUGCCAAGUUGAAGACAGUCGUUAAUAACAAGGACCCUUCGACGUUAUUCCGCAUCAUCUCCAAGGCUGGUCAAGGUGCCUCUGGAGAAGUCUACCUUGCUGAAUCUCUCAUACCAGGAGAAAGAGGGAAAAAGGUUGCAAUCAAGCAGAUGGACCUUAAAGUACAACCACGCAAAGAAUUGAUCAUCAACGAGAUUUUGGUGAUGAAGGACUCACAGCAUGACAAUAUUGUCAACUUUUUGGACUCGUACUUGAGGGGCUCCAGCGAUCUUUUGGUGAUCAUGGAGUACAUGGAGGGCGGUUCCUUGACAGAAAUUAUUGAGAACAAUGAAGGCAAACUUAACGAGCAUCAGAUUGCAACCAUUUGCAAAGAAACACUCAAGGGAUUACGCUUCUUACACAGAAAGCAUAUCAUACACAGAGACAUAAAAUCAGAUAAUGUUUUACUUGAUUCUAAGGGAAAUGUGAAAAUCACAGAUUUCGGUUUCUGUGCUAAAUUGACCGACCAAAGAAGCAAGCGAGCCACAAUGGUCGGAACACCGUACUGGAUGGCCCCCGAGGUUGUUAAACAAAGGGAGUACGACGAAAAGAUAGACAUUUGGUCCUUGGGUAUCAUGUUGAUCGAGAUGAUCGAAGGUGAGCCUCCAUACUUGAACGAGGAACCAUUGAAGGCACUUUAUCUUAUUGCAACAAACGGCACACCGCAAUUAAAGAACCCUGGAGCUUCAAGCCAGAAAAUGAGAAACUUUUUGUCGGUUUGUUUGUGUCUCAAUCCUCUGUCGAGAGGAAACACCGAUGACCUUCUAGAGCACAAGUUCAUCAAGGAAGAAAGUGGGCGAAUCGAGGAGCUAGCACCAUUACUCGAGUGGCGGAAAAAUCAAGAAUCGGGUCAGGAAUGA